This is a messenger RNA of Nicotiana attenuata, 585 nucleotides long. RefSeq names its product protein PSY1-like. The transcript has 2 exons. Lineage: Eukaryota; Viridiplantae; Streptophyta; Magnoliopsida; Solanales; Solanaceae. The record is from RefSeq and is a predicted model, not a curated record. Bases 21 to 254 code for a protein of 77 amino acids.
AUUUUCCAACAGAUCGAGAGAUGGCGGCUGGUCUUGGGUUUCGACGCUAUUUAUUGUGCAUCUUGUUUCUUCUUUCAAUCACUAUAUUUUGUGUUUCUGCCCGUAACUUCAUUUCUCUCUCAGGGGAAGAGAUGGAAAUGCUACAAGUGAGUCCACAGGAUUAUGGUGAACCUUCCGCAAACAACAACCACUAUCCUGGCAGGGGCAGGUUCAAUGGUGGUGGCAGUGGCCGUGGCCGCAACAACUGGCCAUGACAAUUAAUUAUUCACUAUAUAUCCUCAUGAGCGCACAUUUUCUGUACGUUGCACAAUAAAAAUCUGUUACCUCGUAUAUUUUGUACUCAGUUUGAAUCCUCUGCUGUUCGUGCCAUUCGUGUUAUUUCAUGCGUCUCUUAUACAUAUUACAGAGAAUUCUUAUUCAACAAGUGUUAGUGAGGCAUUAAAGGUCUAGGACCAAUGAUGAAGCAGUUUCAUUAUAUUGACAAGAACUUCCUAAGAUUGUUGAUACAGUUUCGUCUUUGUACACCCAGAAUAAAUGUGAUUUAUAUAAUUAAGAAUUAUUAGCUAUGGAAAUAAAUUUGUUUGC